GUCAACUCCGAGUUUUAUAGAAACGGAGUUUCUGAAUUACAAUUCAUUUACUAUUAAAUAAUUUUAUAUAUUUUUUAAUCUAGUCUUAGUAUUAUAUUCUUAAUAAUAAUUCGGAAUUAAUUACUAAAACUACAAUGUUUAAAAAGUUUGAUGAAAAAGAUAGUGUCUCCAGUGUACAACAGUUAAAAUCAUCUGUACAGAAAGGAAUUCGUACAAAACUUCUAGACUCAUAUCCUUUUUUGGACAAAUAUAUAGACCAAAUUAUACCUAAAAAAGAUUCUUUUAGAUUAGUGAAAUGCCAUGACCAUAUCGAAAUAAUGGUAAACAGUGCAGGAGAGUUGUUAUUCUUUCGCCAGCGAGAAGGCCCUUGGAUGCCAACAUUGAAACUUCUUCACAAAUAUCCUUUCCUUAUGCCUCUUCAGCAAGUAGAUAAAGGAGCUAUUAAAUUUGUACUCAGUGGCGCAAAUAUCAUGUGUCCUGGUUUAACGUCAAAAGGAGCUCGCAUGACUCCUGCUCCAAAAGGAACUGUGGUUGCUGUAAUGGCAGAAGGUAAACAACAUGCUCUGGCAGUGGGAAUAACAACUCUGUCAACUGAUGACAUAGCCAAAGUCAACAAAGGUAUAGGUAUAGAAAAUUGUCAUUACUUAAAUGAUGGGCUGUGGCAAAUGAAAGCUGUAAAGUAAAAUAUAAGGAGUUAUAUGUAAAGAUGAAUAAAUUUUCCACUUUUAAUCAUUAUCAUUUAUUUAUUGAAAUCUUGAAAUCGUAGUUGUAUUACAACCUGCGCUCAUAAUAUUUUAUAUUAAAUGUCAA
Phymastichus coffea is the source of this 810-nucleotide messenger RNA. RefSeq names its product malignant T-cell-amplified sequence 1 homolog (gene MCTS1). Gene Ontology annotation, biological process: formation of translation preinitiation complex. Lineage: Eukaryota; Metazoa; Arthropoda; Insecta; Hymenoptera; Eulophidae. The record is from RefSeq and is a predicted model, not a curated record. Gene Ontology annotation, molecular function: RNA binding. The coding region runs from base 135 to 683 and encodes 182 amino acids. The transcript is spliced from 6 exons.